CUCCGCUUUUGAUUUUAUAUUUUAAAAUUCAAAAUAUAAAUCAAUAAAAAGAAUAGUAAUAAAUGUUUUGGUGAAGUGUGUACAUAGUUGAAAGAUGGGAAAUUGGCUAAUUCAUGCAUCAACAGAGCGCUCCGGUCCCGAUCAGUACAUUAACAUGUUAGCUGUGCGAAAAUAUACAUCAACACAUUAUUUUUUCAAAUUUCAUACAUCAACACCCAAACAAUAGUCUAAUCAUACAUACACCCAUUUUCCGUUAUUGAGCCGUGACGGAAGCUGAGCUGUUCGUUUUAAACUAAUUACGUGGCUUUUCUAUAAUAUAUUGCCACUAUAUUAAUUUUAGAAAAUAAUAAAAAUAAACCUUUAAUGAGACGACGUCGUUUUCUAAUUCCCAAUAAAACAAAAAGAAAUUGUUUCUCUUUCCCUUUCGACAUAGGCAACUAGGUUCAUGAUAGAACAUAAGAGAAUUUGGUGAGAAAUCAGAAGAUAUAACCAGAAGAAAUCGAAAGCUAAAUAAAUAAUCAUAGGAAAGACCAGAGUGACAUCAGCUUGAGAUCUCCAAGAUGAGGUACCUCUCUUUCUAAAUCACCAACAUUGGAAUGUGUCUGAAACUCAUAUAAAUUAGGAAUUGUGAAUCACGAGUUGAGAAAUUCAUGUUAACAAUGUUAAAUUCACACUAUUAGAGUGUUGGGAACAAGAGUAGUCGAGAUUAAUUGUAAUAAGCUGUGAAAACAUAUAAUGCACAUAAGGUGUUCGAUUAUAUGUGUCAAUGAAGUUGUUUUGUGUUCUUAUGUCAAACUGAUGUUGUUUUGUAAUUUUUCAGUGGUGAUAUCGACGUCACUUUCAUUGUAAACUAUGAGGGGAGGUUUGAACAAAAAGAAGGAGCAACUUGCUAUGUAGGAGGGAGAAGCCAUUAUCUACAAUCUGUGCCUCACCGUUUGUUUAGCGGCCUUAUUUCAGCUGAAAUAGUAGAUAUGUAUAAGCAAAAAAUUUGGUACAAGCUGCCAUACGAAGACAUGAGUGAUCUGAAUGUCUUAUGUGAUGGAGGGAAAAAUUUUCAGAACUUGUGUAGGGUUGCGCCAUGGAAUAAUCUCAUUGAGUUGUAUAUGGAGCACGAAAAUGCUCACAGUGAGGAUGAGGAGAAUGCAAACAGAGGCUGUGAGAAUGAGGCAGAGUCAAAUCAAAAAAAAAUGGUCAAGAAUGUGUGGAAGCAAUUGUUGCUGAGUUUGUCGAUGAGGCAGAGGAUAAUGAAGCUCUUAGAGAUACUCCUCCAAACUCGGAUGAUGAGGAAGAAAAUAUCGGUCGUGAGUAUGAGAGAUGGAGAAGAGGAAGUGGAGAGUUGAAGAUCAUGCAAGUUUUUGAGAGUAUUACCGAGUUCAAGGAAGCUGUGUUGGAAUAUGUGUUGUUAGGAGGCUGGAAUGUCAAAUAUACGAGAUGGGGAAAUGAAAUUAAGGAGGGAAGAUGUGCUGUAGUGGGUGAUAUUCCGUGUGGCUGGAGAAUAUAUUGUUCACUCGAGAAAUCAGUGCAGAAGUAUAUGGUGAAAACAUAUCAAGAAAAACACUCUUGUACCCCUGACGGGUAUUGCAGAUUACUAACUGACCAAGUUAUUGCUGAGCUACUGAUAAACAAGGUUAGAAAUGAUAUGAAGUUGUCGCCGAGGAUCAUCCAAGACAUCAUCCAAGACCGCUACAGAUUAACAGUCCUGCAUGAUAUUGCUCGGAAGGCGAGGAAGAAAGCACUAGAUAUGAUAAACGAUGAGUUUGAUCAACAAUUUGCAAGGAUGAAUGACUACAAAGAGCAAAAUCUUAUAUCGAAUCCGGGUUCUACAGUUGAUCUGGUCACGACAACUAGAGAGGAUGGAGUUGAAAUCUUUGAUAAAUUUUAUGUCUGCUUCGAAGCACUUAGGACAAUAUGGCGAGCUCACUGUCGCCCUAUUUUUGGGAUCGAUGGUUGUUUUUUGAAGUCAUCAUCAGCUGGACAACUGCUUGCAGCAGUAGGAAGAGAUGCGAACAACCAAAUUUAUCUUGUUGCGUGGGGAGUUGUUGACGUUGAGAGCGCUGACAACUGGAAAUGGUUCAUUCAACUAUUGAAAACCGACUUGAACCUUGAAGAUGGUGAUGGUUUUACACUGAUUUCAAACACAAUAGCUGCUGAAGACGAAGAACGCAGCAAAUGGUGUAAGAAACGCACUCCUGGCCCAAAUGGUGUUUCUGAAGUGUCUGAAAAAUCAGUAUCUUACUCGGUCAAUAUCGAGAGCAGAACAUGUACUUGCAGAAUGUGGGAUGUCACAGGGAUUCCGUAUCCGCAUGCACUGAAGGUCUUUGUGGAUAAAAAAUUAAAAGCGGAGGAUUAUGUGGCCGAUUGUUACUUGACCACUACUUGGAAAAAGCAGUAUAGCAACCCUAUCUCUCCUGUUGAAGGGAUGAAAUUCUGGAAGGAAGCUACUGGUCCUGAACUUGACCCGCCACCUAGAGACAAUGACAAAGGUAGAAAGAAGAAUCCACAGAAAAGGAAGAAAGGAAUUUACGAGUCUCCUACUAAAGGAAAAAAAGUAUCUAGGCACUUGAAGGUGAUUCAUUGUUAUCGAUGUGGUAUGGCUGGGCAUAAUGCGCUGCAUUGUAAGUAUGAUGGAGUCCCUAACAAGCCGAGGAAGGUUUAUCCGAGGAAGAAGAAACACCCAUCACAAAGUGAGUCAAUGUCAUUUGACCAAGGUGAAGCUCCAGGACCAAGUCAGCCAAUGCAAACAUGACUAACUUCAGGUUUCUUCUUCUAAUCACAAUUCAGUCAUCAUAAACAAAAAAAUGUGAGAAUCUUGUAACAACCCUCUUUUUGGUUCUUUUUUAGGUUCUCAUGUAUUUUCAAGAACAAGGCAACCUAAAGUUUGAUGAUAGUUUUUGGUGCUUUAGGUGUAUUUAGGAAGCGGCUUAGUAAAGAAAAUGUUGGUUUUGGGUGUUUUAGACUUUUAUCGGCUUCUUUAUGUGUGACUUAUGAUGUUGUUAUAUCUAAAUCUAAAACUUAUUAUGUUAUGACAAUCUUGUGUUUCAAAACUUCUUAUGUUUUGACUAUUUUGUGAUUCAAGACAGUAGAUAAUCUUAAAAAUCAACAAUCCGAAUAUCAUAUUACAAGACAAAUUCAUAAUACAAGCCGUUAACACUUGGAAAAACCAACAAUCCGAAAAUAGCAAAAAACAAACAAUCCGACAAGCACAUUCAUUCCAGUCUUCCACAUAACUACAUAGCAAAAUAGUAAUACCCAAUCAUCAUUCCAACUCCACAAAUUACCAUCUUUUUCAAGGUCUUCACAUCUUUCUCAUACCCAUGAACCAACUCUUUCAUCUCUUUUAUCUCAUUCCCAAAUCCAGUUAAAGCAUCAGUCAAAUCUUCAAUCUUUUUGUCAUAGCUUUUUAUUAGAUCUUCGCAUCUCUGAUUUUGAAGCUCGAAAUGGCCGAACUUUUCAUCAAACAAGCUUUUCAUAUCCUCAAUUUCUUCUACAGCUGCUUCAUAUGUCCAUUUAAACAGAUGAUUUUUAUCCUACACAAGAAAAUCAUUCACUUUAGCUAAAUAAAACCAACUCAAAUCAGACAGCCAUGGAACAGAGACAAUAUUUUUUUUUACCUCUUCACUACCAUUAGGACAGCCAUGGAAAAGUCUUCAUGGGUUCUUGAUGGUUUUUGAAGUAUAGAUCACAAAGCCUGCUCCACAUUUCUUACAAAAUCUAGGAAACCCUCUUUCUCUUUCUUUCCUGCGGCUCCAGUUUGUGCUCAUGGCUGCUCAAUCCGAACUCAAUUAAACAACCUAGAAAUACACCUAAAACUUCAUUGGAGACUAAAUUGUGACUGUUACAUGUACCAUAGGAGGACUUAGGGUUCGAUGAGCUCGACAUUCGUGAUUCUCUCUCUCAGACUUCUACUCUUUUCUUUCUGUCGCGGUUUAGGGUUCAAUGAGGAAGAAGAUGUUUUUUUGUUUCUGAAAACGUCAAAACGACGCCGUUUUCUAUUAAUGUUUCUGUAAUUUUUUUUGGUCGGAAAUUAAUGUUUCUGUAAUAUAUCCACCGUAAUUAUCCUUUAAAACCACGUAAUCACACGUUAACUCCACGUAAGACACUGUAAACGAUAAACUAACGGAAACACAAUAAAUGUAUGAUAAGACUAUUGUUUGGGUGUUGAUGUAUGAAAUUUGAAUAAAUAAUGUGUUGAUGUAUGUUUUCGCACAGCGGACAUGUUAAUGUACUGAUCGGGACCGGAGCGCGCUGUUGAUGCAUGAAUUAGCCGAUUUCCCGUUGAAAGGUAUAUCUGUCAAACACCACAUGGAAAGUGUGUAAAAUAACAGAACAAAAAUGGAAGGGUAAAAUAAUAUACUAAUAGUACAGCAAAAAAAAGUAGAGUUGUUUACGUAUCAGGUUACUUUUCUAUGUUUUUUUACAUGUUCACAUACUUUGAAACUGAGGAGUACUUUUUUCCUUACUUUAAUUAUUUCUCUUCACAUAAAGCCCUUCUGGUGGACAAUUAAAGCUGACCGAACUGGAAGGUAGAAAAUUGUUUAGUUUCAUACUUUUUUUGCUGUGUUAUUAGUAUAUUACUUUACCCUUCUAUUUUUGUUCUGUUAAUUUUUUGUUGUUGAAAUAUAUAUAGCUAAUUUAUUUGAUAUAAUAAAUUGUAAUUUUUUAUUCUCAUCCAAUUUGAUAUAUAUAUUUUUAAUUUUAAUAUUAUACUGAAAAUAUAUGUAUCUGCAAAUUGUUGACGUGACCAAGAUUUGUGGUCAAGUAGUUUUGUGGUAAUGGUCAAGUAGUUUUAUGGUUAUAUAUGUUUGAUUUGAAUUGAUUGAUAGAUGUGAACGCAUAAAACUGGUCAAGCAAUAUGAAAUUUUUGAACAGUGGUAGUAGUGAUAGUGUAGGUUAUGGAGAUGUGGAUCCAAUGGUUAGAGGAUAUGACCUUCGAAAAGGGGAGAUGUGGAUAGAGUCGGUGUGGUCAUGAAUAGCAGAUGAAAAUGAUUAAAGGUGAUACGGUCAUGGAUCGUCUUUCAGGAUUUUUAUACGGCGGCCUCCGCUGCGACGAAAGGGGAUCUCCGUCAAUCACUACCGGAGGUUCAGAAUUAAAAUGGAAGAGGUAGGCUCAGAUUCGUCAUACCUUAAAGAAGAUCAGACAACUUUGUUGAAACCCAGUUAAGAAUUCUUGAUUUUCAUAUUUUGACAGUUGUGAAGGUGAGAAUCUAUGGUUUUAGGGUUCGUGUGAAAGAGAAGCCUUCGGGUGAAAGAGGUGUUGUCCUGAGAAAAUGAUGCGAUUUUUAUGUUUUUAAUGUGUAACUAGAAUACCAAAGAAAUAUUACUUUUUAUAUUUUUUAAUGAGUAACCAAGCUGGUUCUGGUUCUAGGGGAAAUUGAAACAAUAGAGCAAGGAAAAGUAUUGCACAUGGCCAAAGUAUGCCAACAUGUUAUAUGUCCAAGUAAAAGUAUGUCUACACAUAAAUUUAUCAAAAUUAUUAGCAAUCGUUUUCUAGUGCAUUGCUUUUUGGUAUGGGUUGACAAUCUUAGUUAUAUGUAAACUGGAAACAGUUAUUCAAAUCCUAAUCUGAUUAAUAAUUUUUGCCAAUUAGCAAUAAAGACAUGUCCUGUUUAAAAUGCUUAAACAUGUUUUUAUCAGAUCCGCUAAAACUCCAUCUAUAUCUAACUUCUAUUUGCCUAAAACAGAAAUUUUUAAAAACAAUUUGUGAAAACUACUAAUAGCAAUGAACGAGAAAAGAAGUAAAAGCUAUCAUUCAG
Brassica rapa (field mustard) is the source of this 5753-nucleotide messenger RNA. RefSeq lists its product as uncharacterized. The record is from RefSeq and is a predicted model, not a curated record. NCBI's taxonomy places the organism in Eukaryota, Viridiplantae, Streptophyta, Magnoliopsida, Brassicales, Brassicaceae. Gene Ontology annotation, molecular function: nucleic acid binding; zinc ion binding.